GUAUUUUCCGAUUCGACCUCUGGGGCGCCGAGUGCGAGUGCGCCUUCUAUGAGCGAACACGUUACUGCAGCAACGCUCUCUGCACCACGUUCCAAGCCAUCAGGCUCGAUGAGUCCAGAUCCCUCCAGGUGCUCAAGCUGCACCGCUGUUGGAAGCAUCCGCAUUUUCCAGCCCUGGACAAGAACAGCAAGCUCCAGUUUUUGUACUUACCGGGCAAUAACAUUAAGGAGCUUCCACCUCUCAGCAACCUCGUUCACCUCCUGGACUUAAACGUCAAAGAGAACAGUCUUAGCCACCUGCCCAGCUUGGCAUCCAAUGCCGCGCUUGAAUACAUGAAUGUGGAACAGAAUUUCUUGGAGAAGUUGCCGCCGCUAGACAGGAAUCUCCGCUUGAGGAAGCUGUUUGCCGGCUACAACGCCCUCUCGGAGGCUCCCAAUCUUCGCGAGAACAGUCAGCUGUCCGUGCUCGACCUGACGCACAACAAGCUGCAAGAGCUGUUGCCUCUGAGCUCGAACCCACGCUUAAAAGGGCUCUUCGUGUCACACAACGGCCUGAAGACACUACCUAGCCUUGAAGGAAAUCCGGAGCUGAUGGUUCUGACUGCCGAGUGGAACUCGCUGGAAAUCCUGCCUCCACUCAACAAGCUUCCGAAUCUCCAGAUAAUCAAGCUUUUCGGAAAUUUUCUCAAGAAGCUCCCCAGUCUGGACGCGAGCACUGAUCUGGAGUUUUUGGAAGUCGGCAUGAACAAGCUGGUGCAACUUCCCUCCCUGCAAAUGGCGGACACCCUGAGCGUGCUUGGUGCAUCGCAGAACGCGUUGCAGGAGCUCCCUCCGCUGAACCCGAAUGCAAGGCUGGUGUCACUCGGUUUGAGCUUCAAUACACUGCGACAGCUGGAUUUCCGCCAACCUCAGUUUCAGUCGCUCUCCUCCGUCGAUGCCGGCCACAAUAAGUUGGAACAGGUCUACGGAUUGCAAAACCUGGAUUCGCUGAAGGAGCUCAACCUGGCCCAGAACUUCUUACAGCAGCUACCGCCUCUCUCUCGCAAGCUGCAGCACUUGGAUGUGGGCUACAACCUGCUGGAGGAACUUCCCGGCAUCGAUGAGUACUCCGGGCUGCGGUAUCUUGCAAUCAAUAACAACCAGCUGCAAUGGAUCCCAAGCUUGGCGCCCUUGAGAAAUCUAGCUUCGCUGUCCGUGCAGUGUAACAACCUGACCGAGCUUUGGGUAUUCAACGCGAGCGAACACCUGGAGCAGAUUGAUGCGCACAAUAACUUGCUUUCGUCCCUCGGGCCAUUGCCACCUUCCCUUCAACUGCUGGAUUUGGAAUGGAACCGUUUGCAGAGGCUGCCUGACCUAAGUAGAAGCCCCAAGCUGGAGCGCUUGAAUGUGGCUCACAACCUGCUCGAAGAUUUGCCUCCUUUGGAAAGUCCCAAGCUCUACAUGCUCGACGUAUUCGGGAAUCGUUUACAUGAGCUUCCCUCUUUGGACGCAGUGCCGCGUCUAUCUUUCCUGGAUGCUGGCGGAAACUACUUGCGGGAGCUGUCUCAGCUGCAGAACUUGUCGUCCCAUUUUCAUGUACUCUGCGUGGGAGACAAUCAGCUUGAGGCGCUACCAGACCUUUCUACCAUGCCCUCCCUGCAAGUGCUGGGCUGCGAAGGGAAUUCCUUUCGGGAGCGUCCUCGGAUUCUAGGACGUUUUUGGAAAGUUCUCCUGGCCUUUUGUCAUCGCUGUUCUACGAUGUGUUUGCGGGUCGAAGGUGGAGGGUGUCGUGGGAGAAUCCCCCCGAUCCGUGCUUUAUUGUUUAUUUUGGGAUUGCGUUCGCGAUCAUUCGGAGUUUGGCGUGAAGGCCCUUCAUCCUGGCAAUCAGCACACCCCUGGCUUCCAAAGUUUCUGCAAAUCUCGACAAGAAUCAGCAGUCUCGACAAUCCAUGUGCCGAAAGCAGAAACACAAAGCCAGCUCACAACCCCAACUUGAACCGUGCCUUCAAAGAGGAAAGAGAGGGUAUCUGA
Symbiodinium sp. CCMP2592 is the source of this 2009-nucleotide messenger RNA. Lineage: Eukaryota; Dinophyceae; Suessiales; Symbiodiniaceae. The record is from the annotation of a GenBank genome assembly.